Messenger RNA from Helobdella robusta, 414 nucleotides. RefSeq lists its product as hypothetical. The coding region runs from base 1 to 414 and encodes 137 amino acids. Lineage: Eukaryota; Metazoa; Annelida; Clitellata; Rhynchobdellida; Glossiphoniidae. The record is from RefSeq and is a predicted model, not a curated record. The transcript is spliced from 2 exons.
AUGGCCCAUUUAUCCGGUCUGACAAAUUUUUUUGAAGAAAUAGAAGCAUGUGGAGGCGGUACGAAAUCCUUGUACUUCAGUUUCCAGUUGCCAGAUCGAAAGGAAUCUUUCGUCGACUGUCGCUUACUUCUCGAUCUGAGGGAAUGUUUACUGGAGGAAGCCGCUGAAGCGUGGCAAGCCGCUUCUGUGACGGUUAUUUUCACGCCGGCCACGACUUCAUCGUCGGAACAUUCCAGGCCUGAAUCCGUGACUGCUAACAAACGCGCGCUUGCUUCUGGAUCGUUUGAUAAUUUUCCGUUAAUCAUGCUGCUACUCGGUGGCGCCGUGCCAGAGAAAAAAAUUGAACAAACGAAUUUAUUUAUGUUGGGAGAAAGAGCAAGUCAAGAUCCAACGAAUUCCACGCAGAAUUUUUAG